This is a messenger RNA of Gongylonema pulchrum, 1107 nucleotides long. NCBI's taxonomy places the organism in Eukaryota, Metazoa, Nematoda, Chromadorea, Rhabditida, Gongylonematidae. The record is from the annotation of a GenBank genome assembly.
ACAGAUGCCAGCGAAAAUUUCUCGCAACUGGCGCCAGUUCUGUGUAAUACCGCUCUGAAUCUGCUGCGAUUCAUCGGAAAAUACAUUCGAAUGACAUAUAUGUUGCAGUCAGUUGCUGAUCAAGCUGUCAGCAAUAUAUUGGAGCUGUGCAACUUCUUUUUCUUCACUGUGCACUCGUUCUUCACUGCAGAUGCCGAACGUGUUGCUGGUGUAUUUUUCUCGCCCCAUUUGAAAAGUGUUCUGGAUAGUCUCGAAAACAAAUUGUUCAGGGAAGAUUCGUCUUCGGAAGGUAGAGUGGAAUUUAAUCCAUGUACAUUAUCCGGGGCGGUGCAGCUGGAUGCAGAGCCGGAUUAUGCCCUACCGGAACGUAUUGUUGGUGCGGAAUCAAUAAAUUUUAUUUCUAAGCAGCUGGAUCUCAUUCGACCAGUUUUUGAAUCGUUGAUCAGCGAGAAGGCCUAUGCCGAAGUGGAGAAAUACUAUACAGAGGUAUAUUUUUAUUCGCUUAACUGCAGCCCUCUUCUGUCGAUACUUACACAGGUUCUUUCUGUGGUACCGCAAAUAAGGGAGUGUAUUUAUGGUUCAGUUGCUAGCCGCUUGUUGAAUUAUGAGCGCAUUGUUAUGGAUGUGGAAGGCACAAAAUGGGAUAUCAAUGAGCUGCAGUCACAGCACAGUGCCUAUGUCGAUAAUCUAUUAAAAGAGUUGAUAGCAUUAAAGCAUAGGCUGAGCAAGAUCAACGAAAAUAUACCGAUCACAAAACCCGUUCAGAGGAUUUUUUGGAGUACCGUCAUCUACUGUUUAUUCAAAGCUCUUGUUCAAGGCUAUGGUGAAUGUGGUAAAAGAUGCUCAAAUGAGGGGCGCGCUUUGAUGCAGCUCGAUUUCCAGCAGUUGCUUGUCAAAUUGGAGCAAAUCGUUGAAUUUUCACCUAUUCCACACAGGGCAUAUGUAGAGAACUACAUCAAAGCCUAUUAUCUGCCUGAAAGCUCAAUGGAAACAUGGAUACAGCAGCACAGUGAAUACACAACGAAUCAGAUAGUUACACUGCUCAAUGUGGCAACGCAUGUUUCGAAGAAAGCGCGAACACGGAUUAUCAAUGCCCUCGAUGAUUAG